Messenger RNA from Ramularia collo-cygni, 2139 nucleotides. RefSeq lists its product as uncharacterized. NCBI's taxonomy places the organism in Eukaryota, Fungi, Ascomycota, Dothideomycetes, Mycosphaerellales, Mycosphaerellaceae. The transcript is spliced from 2 exons. The record is from RefSeq and is a predicted model, not a curated record. The coding region runs from base 1 to 2139 and encodes 712 amino acids.
AUGGGACAGCGACAUCAGUUCUAUGUCAUUGCCAAAAUCAAUGGGUGCCAUCGCCUUCUAGCCGCCGCUCAUCAUCAGUGGUGCUAUGGUGAUGCCGCAAUCGCUCAGUGUCUGCGAAUACUAGAGAUUUUCUCUGCAGCUGKCAAUCUUUCUGGCAUCCAAAGUGAUCUUCGGAGUGCUCUGGAUAUAGACUGGGAGAAUGACAUUUGGGUCGACAAAUCCAAGAAUCAAGCCUGCGAAUUCCUCUUCCCCUUCAUUGCCACUUGCCUCACAAGCGGCUCUUCUGUCCUUUUCCCUCUCGACACUCACUUCAAAUACCCCGUGAACGAUGAUGGGAUCACAAUUUACGACAUUACCGAGCCACAGAAUCCUCGAUAUGCUUUCAUGUUUCCAUUCGAAAAUGUCCUCAUGGAUGCUCUCCAGUAUUCCGAACGCUACGAAUACGAAUAUGCUGACGAAGAAGAGUUUGACGAAGAGAGGUUUGAUGAAAAGAAGCCUAGACGGCCUACGACCUACGAAUGUAAAGCGAAUUCGCCACCCGAUAUCAGAUCUUGCCUCGAUCAUCGUCCUGUCACAGUGGAAGCCAUGUAUGACGUCUGGCCGCAAUGGUCGCAGCAAGAAAUCAAAUUCCAUUCCGACAUGCAGGRUGUCAGCGCUUCUAUGGUACAGGAUCUGAGACCUACUCUGAAAGAACAGUCUCUAGCUCGACUACUCGAUAUUGCUGAAGAAUCUACGGAUCUCGACUGGUUGGCCGAAGCUGAGUCUCUACCAGGAUUUCGAACCGCUCUUAGGACCAAGUUGUAUCGUGACCCUAGAAAAUUAUCAUCGACGCCCCUGGGUUUGGAGCUGCUGGCAAGGGCGUUUUCAGGGGAAUCUACCAUCGACCUCAGCCCCUUUCUACUUUCAUAUGAACAAGUUCAGAAAGUUCUCCGACAAGCUUGGGAGGGCACAUCUCCUACCUUUAGGUCGCUUUCUUUGCCUGACAUCGAGAGUCUCACCACGGUCAAUCUCAAGAGCAUUAUCGACGACUUUACUCCCUCGAAGCUUAUCCUGGGCAUCACAUCAAGAAUCUCCCUUCAGGAACAACUUCAAACAGUCCAAAAUACCUCGGUCAUGGACUUCAUAUCUCACGCAAUGUACAAGCGAUCCCUUGAGAUGAACAGCAGGUACAGCCACAAGCCUUCCACACUACCCCCGGCAAAGUUCCUCGACCAGCAGUCACAACCGCAGAUGGUAUGUCAGCUGGUGAUUCUCAAACACUUUCAACCUUCGUGGGUUGAGCCAGCUCCUCGUUCACCAAGCGGWGCGAUCAAGUGGUCAGAGCUCGCUCCCCACGCUGAUGAAUGGGUUUACAACGAAGAUCGGUCAACCGCAACUGUGAUACUCCCAUUGCGCGAUGCACCCAUCUCACCGAAUAGGAUAUCAUCUCUAAUCCCUAUGCUCGUAUCCCUCAGCGAUAUCAAAUCUCAUGACACCAUAUCUUUCUUCAUAGGUCCCUUUGUCGAGAAAAUCGUCAAGUCCUUUGCUUCCGCCGACGAGGACAGAAGGGUUCGACCUCUUCCAGCGGAACUCAUGGCAGAAUAUUACCGGUUCUUUCAAGCGAGCUGCGAAGCUCCACUCAAGAGACUGGAACUUGGGUCGAAUCAGUGGACGCUGCUCGUCACAUGCGAGACGGCUCGCAACUUUGACGAAGUUCGCGGAAUUGGAACUUCACAUAGUAAUGCGGGAGACGUUGGAAACGCUGCGGAAUCUGCUGCAGAUCUUGAUGCCCCUCGAGCAUUCGAUGAUAUGUUGGCCAAGUUGGCUCAUAUGGACAUUGCUCCGGAGCAACAGCUCAGAUACUCCUUCAUCCGCCGCGAUCAAAAAGGUGAAGUGUGCAUCUUGAAUGCGACUGACUUUGUGCGAACCGCACUCGAGGGUUUUGAGGGCCAUAUACCGGACUCGGAAGCUAGUUGGAAGGAGGGUGUGAAGCAGUUAGGUCGGAACAUUUCAAGACCUCUUGUGCUAAGACCUUGUGAUCCUGAAGAGGUACACGAGGCAUUGACUUACCUGGAUGCCAGAGAUUUGCGGAUCGAUAGGUUUGUGGAACUUAACAAGGAGGCCCCUGAGUGGUGGAGGGAGUCUCAGCUAGAAAGGUGA